Molecule: messenger RNA, 1097 nt
Organism: Aspergillus wentii DTO 134E9
Lineage: Eukaryota; Fungi; Ascomycota; Eurotiomycetes; Eurotiales; Aspergillaceae
Product: putative mitochondrial outer membrane protein (Sam35)
Exons: 3
Coding region: 125-1018 (297 amino acids)
Biological process (GO): mitochondrion organization
Cellular component (GO): SAM complex
Source: RefSeq, a predicted model, not a curated record
GACGAUUGUUAUUUAUGACGCUGCCGGAACCCCUUGGUGCACCGCAUAGGCAUACCGCAUCUGGCAGGCUUGCGUUCGUCUUAUUUUGAUCUGGAACACCUCAUCUGAUUAUUUAUAUCUCCCCAUGUCCCCCGAAAGUCACGAUGGCCCCGGCCAGACGAUGCCGGACAAUGUCGCCCUGUCGCGCGCCCGGGAUUUCUUCUCCGUCCCUGCGCCGAUAAAACGUAUCUUCGAUCGGUUCCCUCUUACCACAUAUCCUUCGAAUGAUCUUCCUCACUACCAAUGGUCGGAUAAGCGCAGUAAUCGGUUGUUUGUGUUUGCAGAUGCAGCGGGUGCCAGGCGUGGGAGGCCAUCUUUUAACCCGCAAUGUUUGAAGUGGCAGGCAUAUCUCAAAUUUGUCGGAGUCGAGAUCGAAACAAUUCCCUCGAAUAACCAUGCCUCUCCAACCGGCUCUCUUCCUUUCCUUCUUCCCGCUCUUCCAACCGGUACACAGACCCCGAUCCCUUCGGGCAAGCUUCAAAAAUGGGCCAUCGAACAGGUGCACUGCGAGGAGGAACAGCAGUUGAAUAUCCGAUUUGAUGUGUAUUCGUCUUUGCUGGAUCACCGGAUACGAAAUGCUUGGCUAUACGCACUGUAUCUCGACAGUGAGAACUUCCAGGCGGUUGCGCGAAGACUCUACGUGGACCCAUCGACUACCAGCACAUUGGUCCGAGUCGCUCUGGGUACCCAGCUCCAGCAGGCUGCGCGGGACGAACUUCUGAAGUCAUCGCAGUAUAUCGAUGUCGGCGACUUGGAAGCGGAGGCAGGCAAUGCAUUCGAGGCCCUGUCCACUCUAUUAGGCGACAAUCAGCAUUUCUUCGAUCGUCCCAACCCGGGCCUGUUCGAUGCCAGCGUCUUUGCAUACACGCAUUUGAUCCUGGACGAGGGAAUGGGGUGGAAACAAAACCGACUGGGACAGUUGUUGAGGAGACACGAGAACCUGGUACAACAUCGCGAAAGAUUGCUGAACUUCUUUUAGAAUGAGGAUCACUUCCCUAUUGAAUAAUCUCAACUGGCUGAAUGGCCACUUUGUACACUACCAUCAUAACGUUCUCAAU